Molecule: messenger RNA, 1690 nt
Organism: Vespula pensylvanica (western yellowjacket)
Lineage: Eukaryota; Metazoa; Arthropoda; Insecta; Hymenoptera; Vespidae
Product: juvenile hormone esterase-like
Exons: 9
Coding region: 22-1671 (549 amino acids)
Source: RefSeq, a predicted model, not a curated record
GGAUUAUCUCAGACAGUCAACAUGUGGUUGAUUAAGUUGGUGCUAUCUGCUUUAGUGGCGUUUGUCUGGGUUACUGCUGAGGAAGAAAUUCAAGUGGAAAUUCCUCAGGGUAUAUUGAAAGGUCUAAAAUUGCAGACAGUAUGGCAUAAUAAGCCGUAUUAUAGUUUUAAAGGAAUACCUUAUGCAAAGCCUAAUGUUGGAGUCGACAAGUUUAAGAUGUCGGAGCCUGCUGAUCCUUGGGAAGGUGUCUACGAUGCUACGAAGCAUCGUUCGUUCUGUCCAUUAUUUUGUAUGGUGCAACAAACUGUUGUAGGUGACGAGGACUGCCUCUAUCUUAACGUUUAUACUCCAGAAAUGAAUAAGGAUGCUAAUAAAGCUGUAAUGGUAUGGAUUCAUGGUGGUAACUGGAAUUCAGGAUUUGGAAACUCUGACUUUUAUGGGCCAGAUUUUCUCGUUGAACAAGAUGUCGUUAUUGUUACUUUCAACUAUAGACUUGGUGCUAUUGGUUUCUUAAACACUGGAGAUGAACAUGCUCCUGGAAAUGCUGGUAUGAAGGAUCAAGUGAUGGCAUUAAUGUGGGUUAAAGAUAACAUACAUUACUUUGGAGGAUCUCCAAAUAGAGUCACUAUAUUCGGUGAGGAUGCAGGUGGUGCCUCUGUCCAAUAUCACAUGCUAUCACCGAUGUCAGAAGGAUUAUUCAACAACGUCAUCGAACAAAGUGGAUCGAUAUUAAAUCCAUGGGCACUACAAUAUCGACCCAAAGAAAUGGCUUUCAAAUUGGGCGAGACACUAGGAAUUCGUACACAGGAUACUGGUGAAUUGGUCAACAAACUCGCUGAAUUUUCGGGAAAAGACUUAGUUACAGCAUCCAUGGAGAUGAUGAAGGAUAUUAAUACGAUGAAUGGACUUUCAUACGCUUUUGUGCCAGCAGUAGAAUAUGAUUUUGGUCAGGACGUGUUCUUAACGAGUGAUCCCUGGACUCUUUUGAAAACUGGCAAAAUUACUAAUGUACCGAUUAUGGGUGGUGUUACACUACAUGAAUCUGCUUUCAUGGCAGAAGCAUUGUUGUCAAAGGCUGAAUAUUUGAACGGACAACUCGAAGAUGUUCUACCUAAUGAUGUAAACAUAACCGAUCCUGUUCAAAGAAAACAAUUAGCUGAAUCUAUGAAGGAAUUUUAUCUUCACGGCAAAGAUAUAUCCAAGAAUACCGAAGAAGAAUUCACACAGAUGUUAACCGAUGCUUACUUCACCACUGGAACGGCAUUCUCUUUAAAUUUUAUUACUCAUAGAAACACAGCAUCAGUUUAUCAAUACUUAUUCGAAUACGAAAGUCCAAUUGGUUUCAUGAAAAAUAUAGCAAACUCUGAAAAGGGCGUAGCCCAUGGGGAUGAAUUAGUUUACCUAUUUUAUUCGAACUUUUUCAAUAACUUACCUAAGCCUGGUUCACCCCAGGAGAAAAUGACGCGGAUUAUGACUAAAUUGUGGACAAACUUUGCGAAAGAUGGAAAUCCAACUACUAAGUUAGACGAAGACAUUACCAUCGAUUGGGAACCAAAAAAUAGAGAAAUAUGUAAAUAUAUUCAUAUCAAUCAAGAUUUGAAUAUGGACAGACAUUUAUUAGGAGAAAGAGUUCCAUUCUGGGCAGAAAUGUAUAAAAAUGCUAUGAAUUAGUUUAAUUAAUCAUAAUGCA